Messenger RNA from Lodderomyces beijingensis, 1074 nucleotides. The record is from the annotation of a GenBank genome assembly. NCBI's taxonomy places the organism in Eukaryota, Fungi, Ascomycota, Pichiomycetes, Serinales, Debaryomycetaceae.
AUGAAACCACAGAACUUGACGAAAACGUUUGCAACUGCAGCGAAACCCGCCACUAAUCCACAGUUCAAUGUCUUUGACCGUUCAGCCAAGCUCAUCCACAGGUCCAAAUACGCGAAACUCGACCCGGAACUAUCACGGAAGAAAGACUACUUGAGAGACGAAGUCGCCACAAAGACAAUAGAACGAUUGGCAUUUAUAACUCGUCCCUUUGAUCGAGUGUUGGACUUUGGUGCUCACAGUGGCAAUUUCUUGAAGUGUCUAUGCACAGAAAGUAGGGUGCCGAAAGAGCUUGAAAACGAUGAGAUUGAGCGCAAGAUUGUUGAACAAUUGAACAAGGAUAAGCAAACCGUAAGGGACAAGAUCAAGGAAUUAGUACUUUUCGAUUCUUCGCCAGAAUUGAUGCAGCGUGAUUUGCAAAUCAAGCCCGAUUUCGACUUCCCGGGCAAAAUUGAACGGUUCAUUGGCGACGAGGAGAAAUUCAACCACGAAGUUUUACACGAGUCCGAUCAGUUCAAUGUGGUUGUUUCGAAUCUCAGCUUGCAUUGGAUCAACGAUCUUCCUCGUACACUAGCGAACAUCAAUCGGAUUUUGAAACCCGAUGGCUUGUUCAUGGGCGCAAUCUUUGGAGGCGAUACCUUGUAUGAGCUUCGUACAUCUUUGCAAUUGGCAGAGCUUGAACGGAAGGGAGGAAUGUCGCCCAGGGUCUCGCCCUUGGUUCAUCUUAAUGAUGUUGGUGGGUUGCUCAACAAAGCUGGUUUCACCAUGCUCACGAUUGAUGCCGAAGACAUUGUUGUUGGAGGAUACCCGGAUAUCCUCGCCGUUUGCGAGGAUUUGCAGGUGAUGGGAGAACAGAAUGCUGUCCUAUCGCGAGCUCACAAUUUGCCUCGAGAUGUCCUACUUGGCGCCGGAGAGGUCUACAAGAGUUUGCAUGGAGAAGUGCAGGAAGAUGGAAGUGUGCUAUUGCCUGCUACAUUUAAUGUUAUCUUUAUGAUUGGUUGGAAAAAGAGCGAUUCGCAACCUCAGCCGUUGGAAAGGGGCUCGGGUCAAGUGAAUCUUAAAGAAGCCUUGCGGUAA